CCCUGUCAAACCAAAGUCUGUCUAACAGCAUUUCAACAUAUCACAUUUUCAAACAGAAAACAAGAGAACAGUAUAUCACAAAUUGUGGAUUGAUUUGAGCAGAGAACAGUGAAUAAGUAGGUCCUGAAACAAUUGGAGCCUUGAAAGCAAGAGAAUUGAUAGAAGCCAUGCUCCCUCCUGUAAUUUUGCUAUUAGUCGUUACUCUUGUCACUGGAACAGACGUUUCUGCAACAAAGAAGAAACAACAUGUCAACCAUGCAGAAGACCUUCAAAAUCAUGGGCAAGAAUCUGCUUUGGCAAUGAUUUCUUCUGCAAACACUGAUUUUGCUUUUCAGCUCUACAAAGAAAUUGCUAACCAGACUACUUCCAAUAUUUUCUUCUCCCCUAUGAGUAUUUCCACCGCUUUAGCCUUAUUGUCUCUGGGUACCAGAUCUGUGACACGUGAGCAGCUUUUCAAGGGACUUCACCUUGAUAGUAUGACAGAGGAAAGAAUAGCUGAAAUGAACAGGGACUACAAGCAACUCUUACAGUCCCUGAUGGCAGAACAAAAUGAGCUUCAGCUAUUAAUGGGAAACUCUCUUCAUAUUCAAAAAGGCUAUGAUGUGUUGCCAAGCUUUCUAAAUGAGUCCAAGAAGUUUUACAAUGCUGAGGUGUUUUCUCUAGAUUUCAAUCUGGAUCCUGAAAAUGCCAGGUUACAGCUGAAUGAUUAUGUGAAAAAGAUGACAAAAGGGAAAAUUAAAAACAUGUUUGACACAAUUGACCGUUCAACCAAACUAAUGCUAAUUAAUUACAUCUUUUUUAAAGGAAAAUGGGAGAAUCCAUUUGAUCCAGCGCAGACUCGAGAAACAUUAUUUAAAGUGAACAAAACUACAGACGUAACUGUGCAAAUGAUGCGCCAAACCAAUCGGUUCAGUAUGAUAUCUGACUACAAUCUUUUCAGUAAAGUAAUAAAACUUCCUUACCUUGGAAAUGCAUCAAUGAUCGCCAUCUUGCCUGCAGACGGGAAACUAGAACAUGUGGAGCAAAAUCUUUCCCAUGAAAAGUUUGAUGAAUGGGUCCAACAACUUGCUCACCACAAGCAACAAUGUAUUCUCCAAUUUCCAAAAGUGUCGCUGUCAUUGUCAUAUGGGUUGAAAAAUAUCCUAGCGAAAAUGGGUGUCAGAGAUUUGUUUACAUCUGCAGCCAACCUGUCUGGGAUAAGUGAAAGUGAAAAUCUAAAAGUUUCACAAGUUUCUCAUAAAGCAGUGCUGGAUAUUGAUGAGAAAUCCACUGAGGCAGCUGGAGCUACUGGAGUAGAAAUUAUUCCAAUGUCAUUGCCACCCACACUGGCAUUUAAUCGACCAUUCAUUUUGAUUAUCUAUGAGGAAAACACAAACAAUAUACUGUUUGUUGGAAGACUAAAAGAUCCAUCGAAGUAAUCUUGCUCAGAAAACUCAUUUGCUCAGCAAAGAAAUUUGGGCACACUUUAAUUCUAGGGCUUGAAAUGAUAGACAUGUGUAAUCAAUCCAGUAUUAUUAUGCAUCGGCAAUUAUUUUGAUUCUUUUUCAGCAUUAAUACAUGGCAGAUCCAUCAGCAUUCACAAAGUGAAUAUAUGGGUUAACAUCUUCAUCACAGAAAACUGAAAGUUAAACAAGCAUUUUACUAUAGUUGGGAUUUGGUGGUUUAAUGAUAAUGUUACUGGACUAGUAGCUCAGAGGCCCAGGUUAACACUAUGGCCACAUGGGUUUAAAUCUCACCACAGCACCUGGUGAAAUUUAAAUUCAAUCAUUACAAUCUGAAUGUGAAACUAGUCUCGUAGGGUUAACCAAGAACCUAUCAUUUAUUUCUUUUAAGACGCAUCUGGUUCACUUAUGCCUUUUCCUUACUCAAUCUAGGCUAUUUGUCAAUUCAGAUCCCAGCAAAUCAUUCAAUUCAAGGGCACUUGUGGAUGGGAAUAAAUGCAAUCCUUUCCAGUCAUGUGCACAUCCCAUGCAAGAAUAAAUAAAGUAAAAUAAGAGUGAACAAUUGGUACUCCAAUCACAUAUUUAACAGGCAAACUGCUUAAUAGAGAUGCAGAAAACUCUGCAAAAAUAAAGAUCUCAGGAACAUUUGAAGGAUCAAUUAGUUUGUUGAACCUGUUGGCACUAUGUACCAUCUAGACAUCAACAUGCCUUUCUCUCUUGUCAUAUGCCACAGUACAAACCACUGACUGCUUGAGGAUAGGGUAAAGAGCUGUCAAAAAUCCUCCUUUCUGUGUUGAGUCAAAUGGCACUAUGUACCAUCUAGACAUCAACAUGCCUUUCUCUCUUGUCAUAUGCCACAGUACAAACCACUGACUGCUUGAGGAUAGGUAAAGAGCUGUCAAAAAUCCUCCUUUCUGUGUUGAGUCAAAUGGCCUAUCUGAUGAGCAGUGGAAGACGAUAAAUCACUAUUGAGUCUUAAUGAGAAGAGAUACUUAUCUGACAACAAGAUCUAAUUUACUGCAUGAUAACAAUAAGUACAAGUUGCUGCAUCAGAAGCCAGAUAUGGCAUGUCUAUCUCCAUUAGGUCCAUGAUACAGCAUAAGGUCAAUACACACAAAGAAAAUCCUCCUAAAUUUCUUUCUCAACACAGAAAGGACCAAACAUGGAAAAUGCAAGAAUAUUGGAGAAAUGGAAAGGAAAUAAUAAAUAAACAAUGGGAUGUUGGUGGUGGUGAUGAAUGGGGAUGGGGGGGUGGUGUAGGGGGAGAGGGGGAAUGAAAUGGUACCAGCAGAAUAUGCUGGAAAUGUUCAGACAUUUACUAGGAUUAAAAGAACUAAAAUAGACCAAUGUAAAUCAUUGAACUCUAUCAUGGCCAAAUGUCUACACUCAAAAGAAUAAAUCACCACUCUCUCCCCAAAUUCCAAGGGACUCACAAUUCUAACAUGCUGUGCUGUAAAGUGAUGAAUAAUAAUGGUGUGAUUUUUAAAUUUAAUUUUAACACUGUUGGAAUCCAAAAAGUUCAGGAGAAUGAUAAUACACUAUACCUUUGCAGUUUCUUAUUCUUUCCCUUUACCCCUUUUCUGCAAUAUUGAUCACCAAAAAUCAGGCAACUCAAACUAAAUGGUUAAUUAUUGAGGCAUAAAAAUCUGUUAAUUUUACUGUAAAACAUAUUGCAAACACAUAUUUCUUCAAGAUCACCCACAACAAAAUAAUUUGAUUUUAUUGUGAAAUUUUAUGCUUUGGUACAAUGGUUGAUGCUCAGGAGGAAGACACAUUAUGAUUUUUGACUGAAUUAAGCAGUAAUCUAAUGUUUCAACAUGUGUCAGCCACCAAAAAUGUUUAAUUUGUGUUCAAUAAAUGAAAUGAUCUUCAUUCACACUGCCUUCCAACUACUUGGAUAAAUGACAUACCGUUUCUGUCAUGUACUGUGUGUUCCAGCUGCACAAAAUUAUUAAAAAUGAAUAAAUAUGAAGAGAUAUAGCACCUA
Chiloscyllium plagiosum (whitespotted bambooshark) is the source of this 3429-nucleotide messenger RNA. Its product is annotated as alpha-1-antiproteinase-like. NCBI's taxonomy places the organism in Eukaryota, Metazoa, Chordata, Chondrichthyes, Orectolobiformes, Hemiscylliidae. The record is from RefSeq and is a predicted model, not a curated record. Gene Ontology annotation, molecular function: serine-type endopeptidase inhibitor activity.